Messenger RNA from Echinops telfairi (small Madagascar hedgehog), 4365 nucleotides. Its product is annotated as putative tRNA (cytidine(32)/guanosine(34)-2'-O)-methyltransferase. Gene Ontology annotation, molecular function: tRNA methyltransferase activity. NCBI's taxonomy places the organism in Eukaryota, Metazoa, Chordata, Mammalia, Afrosoricida, Tenrecidae. The transcript has a single exon. Gene Ontology annotation, cellular component: cytoplasm. Gene Ontology annotation, biological process: tRNA methylation; cytoplasmic translation. Bases 156 to 917 code for a protein of 253 amino acids. The record is from RefSeq and is a predicted model, not a curated record.
GCUUGCGGGACAGGCAUUGGCGUCCGCUCGCCCUGAAGCCCCGCGGUUCCUCUUUGCUGUCGCUAAGCUUCAGCUGCUGCCCGAGCAGCCUUCUUUCUCCCGCGCUCAAAGCUAAGCUUUGUUUGCAGGUCCCCGGACCCAUCCGAGCGCGCGACAUGGGGCGGACAUCAAAGGACAAGCAGGAUGCCGAUUGCCGCCUGGCCCCGGAGAACGGCUGGCGCGCCCGCAGCGCUUUUAAGCUCCUCCAACUCGACGAGGAAUUCCAGCUCUUACAAGGGGUGGUGCGGGCUGUGGACCUGUGCGCAGCCCCUGGCAGCUGGAGCCAAGUCCUGAGCCAGAGGAUGACGGACGGACACGUGGUGGCGGUGGACCUGCAGGCGAUGGCCCCGCUUCCAGGUGUGUUCCAGAUCCAGGGCGACAUCACCCAGCUGUCUACGGCCAAGGAGAUCAGUCAGCACUUUGAGGGCUGCCCCGCCGACCUCGUCGUGUGUGAUGGGGCCCCCGACAUAACUGGCCUUCGCGAUGUGGAUGAGUACAUGCAGGCCCAGCUCCUCCUAGCUGCUCUGAACAUUGCUACCCACGUUCUGAAGCCGGGGGGCUGCUUUGUGUCCAAGAUCUUCCGAGGCCGGGAUGUGACGCUGCUCUACAGCCAGCUGCGCGUCUUCUUCUCGAAGGUGGUGUGUGCCAAGCCCCGGAGCAGCCGGAACUCCAGCAUUGAGGCCUUCGUUGUCUGCCAGGGCUAUGACCCUCCUGCGGGCUUCAUACCAGACCUGACCAAACCCUUAUUGGACCACACAUACGACCCAGAUUUCAACCAGCUAGAUGGCCCCACCCGCAUCAUCGUGCCAUUCGUGACCUGUGGGGACCCUGCCUAUGAUUCCUAUGGAAGUUACCCCCUGGAUCUCGAGGACGACUAGGAGUCGGACAGCCUCCCAUCUCCCCCGUACCAAGAGGCCUGCAUGCUGAAGAAGGAGUGGCUGGUAAAGGGGACUUACCCCCAAGAGACCUCGUUAGCAUAGUGGACAUGUUGCCCCCAACCCCAUCAUGUCAUGUGCUUUUGAGGUGGAAGAUGGUGAGAAGACUUCACCUUGAUACAUUAAGCUAAUUGAACUCAAAAACUGUUCGUCGUCGUCAGGAGAGCUGGAGUCUACAUUGGUGAAUUUGUUUUCUAAUACCAUCUUCUCGUCCACAGGGCCUGAAUGUGCAGAACUGUGUCUGCACCCACAGUGGGAAUUCUAGAGUGAGGUCUUGUCUCUUCUCUAGAUGCAUCUUUCCAGGUGUGUCCUAAUCAUGCCCAGAGUUUACCCCUAAAGUAGGAGUUCUGGACCAGGAUAGAAGUCGGGUAUUUAUGAACUUCAUGAAGUAAAAUAAUACAUCUUGAUUUUCAUUAGUCACUGAAUUCUAUUUCACUUCCAAUUAUGGAUGCUGGCAGUAAAUCACAGUAAUAAAAGUACUACUUGCAACUUUUUCACCUAUACAAAUUAAGUAUUUUCUGUUACAUUAUAGGUGUGGCAAGUAUCUCACAAUGUGACCUUGUAAUGUGAUGUACUAAUAAAGAAGUCCAUGUAUAACUAUAUCUUCUCAACAAAACAAACAAAAAAACCUGACUUUGGCGGGCUUCUGCAGGGCCAGCUAAAUUUAAGGUAGAGGGGUAAACUCGGGAAAUUAUCAUAUCGUGACUUAAAAAAUUAUUCCAUGUAGCAAUGGUUUUUGCUUUUCCCUCUUUUGUAAUUACUAUGUAUUUACUCAGUGCUUUGUGUCCUUCAACUGCCACUCUGCUAAGUGAGCCACAAUAGUCAGGUCUGCCUUCUUCAUCCCCCUUCCCCGUGUCUGGCCCCUUGUUCCUUGUCUGUGUUGUGAAGUGCCAUGGUUGGUAUGGUCUCAUAGGAACCUCUUGUGGCAGAGUAGAAGGGCUGCACAGUGUUUUCUUGCUGUAAUCUUUAGGGGAGCAUAUCACCAAGUCUUUGUGCUGGAGAGCAUGGUGAGUUUAAACCACCACCUGUAGGUUAGCCUGCUGCCAAGGGCUGACCUUUGUUCCAUCAGGGCUCCUUUGGACCUAUUUACAAAGAAGCUCAUGUUUCCCAUGUGCAGAAAUGUGUUUAGUACCUGUUUCCCUUACCUUAGAUUUACUUUAGAUUGUAUCUGGCUCUUAAUUCUGAGCUCUUAUCCUUUUACUCUACCCUAAUUUAUAUCGAUGCGCUCCUUUAUUAUAAUCCCUAACAAAGUACAAAUUAUUGUAAUAGUUGACCUUAAUUUUCGAUUUACUUACAAAUACUCAUUUAUCUCUUUCAUCAUUGAUAGACUGGGAUUGGUUGUUAACCUCAAUGUAUUUAGAAAUUUGGGGAUAAUUAAGAUCUAAAAUGUAAUGACUUGUUCCAUGUAUUGGAGAUGCAUAAAUCCUCGAGUAGUUUGGAGACCCUGGGUUGUGCAAAAGACUAAUGAACUUAGCCGCUAACGGAAAGGUUGGAGGUUUGUGUCCAUCCAAUAGGUCGUUGGAAGAAAGGCCUGAAGGCCUAUUUCUGAAAAAUAACCACCAUGGAUCACAGUUGCUUUCCCAUGUGUCAGAGUUGACUACAUGGUAACUGGUACCCAACUAGCAAGUUUAAUUUACUUAUAAAUGAUUUUUUGGCCAUACUUAGCCAUUUUUACUGGUAAUUUUAGAAAUAUGAGCCUUAUAAUACAGUUUUCAAGUUUAAAAUGUUUACAUUAGCCUUAUUCUUGAAUUUUUUAUGGUAACUACUUAAAAAGUAAUUUCUCCAACUUUCCUUCCAUCCUCCACCCCCCUUUGUUCCUGCUUUUCAUUAUCUUUUACUUUUUCUACUCUUCUUCUACAUUUUGUUACCUCUCCUCUGCGCUUUCUCUUUUACCUUUGUAUGUUUUGUUGAGAAUUGUUUUCAUCAUUUCAUACAGUAGAAAACAAAAUUUUGGUCUGUUUUAUGGGCUUAAAUAUAACAUUUCUCCCAACAAAACCAUCUUAUUAUAAAAGCAAAUAAUAAAUAUUUGAAAAUAUUUGAAAAAAUAAGAAAAUGAAAGAGAAAAUAAAAAGAAUAAAGAAAAUAAAAGGAGGAAAAGAGUGGCGUUAGAAAUUUGUCAGAUUAUGCAAAAUUUUUAACAGGCUUUCCUAAUUUUUAAGCAUUUGGACCCAGUUAUUUUUAUAUCUGAAAUACUUCAUCUAACUCCUGACUUUGUUCAAAAGAAAAAAAUAACUUCAUAAACCCAAAUUACAAACAAACAAACAAACAAAAACUUACUCAGUUGUGAUAAGAUUCCAAACCCAGGUUUCAGGAAAUGAUUUCCUCAGAGUAUGGGUAUAAGAUUGUGAAGAUUGUAAACCUAUAGAAUCUUUAGGAUUCGUAUCACCAUCCAUCCCACUUGGAGUUGUUGCUAGAGGAAGACAAAGCACAAUAUCCAAAGCUAUUGUAUAUGUAAAAAAGCCAUAUUUAACUUCCUAGCAAAUAGACUUGUUUUGAGGAUGACUUACUACCUUUCAUUUAUUGAAUUACUGCUGUCUAAGUCACUGUUGUAAAAGACCUUUACUUACUUUAACUCAUUUAAUCCUCAGCAAUAAUUUUUACUAAAGUUUGAAGAUCCUACUUUAAUGACUAAUGUAUGGAUAUGUUACAAAUCUUUAUUAAAAAGUUAACAUAGAAUUAUACAUUCCAUUGUCACCUGUCAUUGACAUUUUUAUAUACUGCCCUUAUACACACAUUAUACAAGUAAUAUGGGGAUGUACCAUCCUGUAAAACAAAACCCUAAAGGUAAAGUAAAAGUACUUAUCAGCUUCUAAACACCCAUCUAACUUUGCAAUUCUUCCAUGUAUAUGUAGAAAAUAUAAAGCAAUGCUUUGUAUUUCCUUUUAAUUUUGAAAAUAGUAACAUUUAUUAACACUAGGAUUUUCCCCCUUAGCAUAAUGUUUUUCAGCUAUAUGUUAACACAAAUAUAUCCAUUCCAUUAUUCCUAAUGUCUUUUUUUGUACCUCUUCCUAUUUACACCUCUGGAGUCUUGGUAGUGCGUUGGCUGCUAACUGAAAGGUUGGCUGUAAGUCCAUCGUGGGAGAAAGAUAUAGCAAACUGCUUCUGUAAUGAUUUACAGCCUUGGAAACAUAGGGGCAAUUUCUACUCUGCCUCAUUGGGUUGCUAUGGGUCAGAAUUCAUCCAAUGACAGGGGUUUAUAUAUGCCUCUUUUGAUGGGUAUAUAUUUAAUUUCUUCUCUAAUGCAUGUUCUUGCUCAUUUUCACAUACAGAAAAAUUUUUGUAGUGUUCCAUUUUUAUUUCUCAUUUUCUAUUUAUAGUUACUUUAGUUAUUUUCUAAGUGGUUACCAUUGUAGCUAAAAUGAACUUAUUAAACAUAACAAUGUAGUUUGAA